This is a messenger RNA of Stegostoma tigrinum, 1360 nucleotides long. It is a transcript of the gene pttg1, whose product is annotated as PTTG1 regulator of sister chromatid separation, securin. Bases 501 to 1133 code for a protein of 210 amino acids. NCBI's taxonomy places the organism in Eukaryota, Metazoa, Chordata, Chondrichthyes, Orectolobiformes, Stegostomatidae. The record is from RefSeq and is a predicted model, not a curated record. Gene Ontology annotation, cellular component: nucleus; cytoplasm. Gene Ontology annotation, biological process: chromosome organization. The transcript has 6 exons.
ACAAAUUAAUUAUCAGAAUUUAAGGGAAGAUAACGCUAUUUUUAAUGUCUCCACUAAUGUUGAUUCUUAGGCCGCAAACUUUAGUUUUGUGUAGGGCUUUUAGUUGGCUUUCUUUUACCCACGAGUUUAAAAAGUCCUCGAUUGUAUUUUGUAUGAGCAACAGCUUCUUGCUGUUGCUUCGACAUUGAGUUCUGACUAUUUUGUUUUCUCCAUCUGAUCCUUACCGUUGUGCUGUACGACAGUGGCUUGCGGUUUGAUCAGCUCGGGAACUAACCGGAAGACUCUUGCAGAUCAGAUAUCGUAAGAACUGCAGAUGCUGGAGUCGUAAGUGUGGAGCUGGAAGAACACCAGCAGGCCAGGCAUCAUUAGGGACCCUUCUUGGGUCCCGACCCGAGACAUCAACUUUCCCGUUCCUCGGAUGUUGCCUGGCUUGUUGUUGGCCUCCAGCUCCGCACUGUUGUCCCUUGCAGAUCCUAACUGCUUGGUGAUCUGUACCAGAUAUGGCAGUGAGAAUAUUUGUCGAGAAGGAAAAUGAGUUACUCGGUAACUAUACAAAGAACUACCCGAAGUUAUUUUCUGGUUCGGCUACAGUUGAAAACUCUGUACUGCAGACUCCACGAACUGGAAAGGUGUUAACUACAACUCCUCGCUUACAACCAUCUGCAAGAAAAGCUCUAGGGGAUGUGAACUGUCCUUUACGAGCAGGCAGUAUACCUGGUCACUUGCUGAAUAAGAAACCAGAUAGAAGCCACAAGAGGAAAAACAAUGCUUGGAUCAUAAAAGCUGCCAAGCCCUCUGAAAACUCUUCCAAUUUGGAACCACCAAAGUGCUCUGAAAAGUCUGAAGACUACCCUGAAAUGGAAACUUUUAUUCCAUACAAUCCCCUUGAUUUUGAGGAGUUUAAUGUGCCAAAGGAACAUAAACUUGAUCACACUUGCCUGGCUGGUCUACCACUCCUCUUUCUUGAGAAAGAAGAAGCAUUAAUUGAAAAGGUGCUGAAUAAAAUCCCUUCACCUCCCAACUGGCCAUCACUUGUACAAGAAUCCAGCUUAUUUGACUUCGACAUGCAUGCUGACAUUUUGGCAGACUUGGAUGAAGUUGAAUUGCCGACAAUUGAAGAUGACUUCUUGUAAAGAUCUAUGAAUUGAAAUUUCAUCUUGCCUUUGCUAUUAAAUGUAAGCUGAAGUUUAUCUGGAUGAUAUUGCAAUAUGUUUGGGUUUUGAAUGCAUGGUUUGUGGAGGAAAACUCCUCACCUUGAACUUUUUAAACCUCUGUAAUCUAGCCAACCUUCAAACACUUUCACUCUUUUGUAGUGAUGUAGCACUGAUUUUGCUGUUAAUAAACUGGAAGAACCACAAAA